GCCGUGAGUGAAAGCUUGAGCCGCCCCUCUUUGCGCCCACCGCUGUUAGGUGCAAAGGCUACGCAAGCAAUUGCACGCAGCUCCACUUGCCGCAUCCUCCGGACCCUUUACCACAGCAAACCAAGCACCCAACAGCGACAGCAUCACGGCGAUUUUCCCUUCAUCACGGCAAUAGCGCACACUGAGCGUCUUGCCGCUCAACAACUACGAUAGCAGCCGAUUGCGCUCUGUCCGCGCUCUACACUAGUCCACGUCAGCUAACAGUUGUGCACGCAGACUUCACAAUGGGUUACGAAGACUCCGUAUACCUGGCCAAGCUGGCCGAGCAGGCCGAGCGCUAUGAGGAGAUGGUCGAGAACAUGAAGGCCGUUGCCUCCGCGGACCAGGAACUCUCCGUCGAGGAGCGAAAUCUCCUUUCCGUUGCCUACAAGAACGUCAUCGGUGCUCGCCGCGCGUCCUGGAGAAUCGUCACCUCCAUCGAGCAGAAGGAGGAGUCCAAGGGCAACGAGGCCCAGGUUGGUCUUAUCAAGGAGUACCGCCAGAAGAUCGAGGCCGAGUUGGCCAAGAUCUGCGAGGACAUUCUCGAGUGCCUCGAUGGCCACUUGAUCCCCUCUGCUGAGAGCGGCGAGUCCAAGGUCUUCUACCACAAGAUGAAGGGCGACUACCACCGCUACCUUGCCGAGUUCGCUGUUGGCGACAAGCGCAAGACCUCUGCCGACAAGUCACUUGAGGCUUACAAGGCCGCCACCGAGGUUGCCGCCUCCAGCCUGGCCCCUACCCACCCCAUCCGCCUCGGACUUGCCCUCAACUUCUCCGUUUUCUACUACGAGAUCCUCAACUCGCCCGACCAGGCUUGCCAAUUGGCCAAGCAGGCUUUUGACGAUGCCAUUGCUGAGCUCGACACCCUGUCUGAGGAGAGCUACAAGGACUCUACCCUCAUUAUGCAGCUCCUCAGGGACAACCUGACCCUCUGGACAUCGUCCGAGGCCGAGCCCUCUGGUGAUGCCCCCGCCGCCGAGCCCGCUACCGAUGCACCCAAGGCCGAGAGCAGCGAGGCUCCUGCUGAAGCCAAGGCAUAAAGUCGAAAACAUGAUAUCAGACGCAAAAACGGCAGGGGUUAAUGGUACGGUGUAUCAUGGUAAGAGUCAAUGAUGUCCUAGUCAUCAUUUUCUGGCGGCAUCAAGGGUAUAUCCUAGCGUGCUCCAGGCCGGGUGCGCUUUGUUAGACUCUGAAUUUCCAUCCUGUCCACACUUCAUGCACUCAAGGCUCUUUCCAUUGUCCUGUCCACUCCCACCAGUAUGCGUCAUAUACGGUCACGUCUUGUAUGUUCCUCAACGUUCAUGGUUGCCCCGGUCUAAGACUUAGAUGUUGACGUCAACGUUCAUUUUUGGCAUAGUCAGAGAGUGUAAUAGAUGCUCAUUCUGGUUCUGCGAUUCCCCACAAAUCCCCUCAGAAGGCUUAUAAUUCAAGACUAUUUGCUUCUUUUCAGAG
Messenger RNA from Bipolaris sorokiniana ND90Pr, 1491 nucleotides. RefSeq lists its product as uncharacterized. Lineage: Eukaryota; Fungi; Ascomycota; Dothideomycetes; Pleosporales; Pleosporaceae. Gene Ontology annotation, biological process: signal transduction. Bases 285 to 1079 code for a protein of 264 amino acids. Gene Ontology annotation, cellular component: cytoplasm. The transcript has 5 exons. The record is from RefSeq and is a predicted model, not a curated record.